Molecule: messenger RNA, 1791 nt
Organism: Aspergillus novofumigatus IBT 16806
Lineage: Eukaryota; Fungi; Ascomycota; Eurotiomycetes; Eurotiales; Aspergillaceae
Product: deoxyribodipyrimidine photo-lyase PHR1
Exons: 2
Coding region: 6-1757 (583 amino acids)
Biological process (GO): circadian regulation of gene expression; entrainment of circadian clock by photoperiod
Cellular component (GO): cytoplasm; nucleus
Molecular function (GO): FAD binding; DNA binding
Source: RefSeq, a predicted model, not a curated record
GAAGAAUGGCCUCUCAGAAACGCAAGACCGCAGGCACAAGCAGCAAUGGCACGACACAACCCAGCAAACGCGAAAAGCUGGACCUGUCCCGUCCGCAUCCCAAUGCGCAACAGUCCGAGGACUUUGGCAUCGUGCUGAGAGAAUUCUAUCCGCCGGAAAUGAGCAACGAGCGUUGCCACGCCUACAACGAUGGAAGGUUGGAACGACCGAUCGAGACACUCCAGCGGGCCUACGAGGAGACGGCCGACCAGCGCAGGGCCAUCCGAGCCAACUGUGCAGUGGUGCACUGGUUCAAGUCCGAUCUCCGACUCUACGAUAAUCGCGCCUUGCGGAUGGCAUACCAGACCGCCAAGGAACACAAUAUCCCGCUGAUCGGGUUGUAUAUUCUGUCCCCGCAGGAUCUGACAGCUCAUCUAUUGAGUCCGGCGCGGGUUGAUCUGAUCCUGCGUACUCUACAUCAAUUAAAGCGCGAUUUGAGCGAGCUGGAUAUCCCCUUGUACAUGGAGACGCAGGGAAUUCGCGAAAACCUACCCCAGCGGGUUGUAGAUCUGUGUCAGCAGUGGGGAGCAAACCAUCUCUUCGCAAACCUGGAAUACGAGGUUGACGAGUUGCGACGCGAGGCGAAGUUGGUGAGGCUGUGCGCGAAGAAUGGAAUUAAGUUCGAGACCGCCCACGACGCAUGCGUCGUUCCCCCUGGACGGGUGACCAGUCAGCAAGGUAAACAGUAUGCAGUGUAUAGCCCCUGGUACCGCACAUGGCUCGCUUACCUGAACGAGAAUCGUGACUGUCUGGAACUGUCGGAGGAGCCGGGAUCGAAUCCGGGGGAUGCGCGGCAGUACUUUAAGGAAUUAUUUGACAGCGAGAUUCCAGCGGCACCGGAGAACAAGCAGCUGUCGGAGGAGGAAAAGCAGCACCUGAGUCAAUUAUACCCAGCAGGCGAGUAUGAGGCGCUGCGUCGGUUGGACGCGUUCCUGGAAGAGAAGGCGAGGGACUAUGCGGAGGCACGGAAUAUGGUGUGCGGACAGACGACCUCAAUCCUCAGCCCUUACUUCGCAUCUGGCUUGCUCAGCGCGAGAACAGCAAUCGAGCACGCGCGCAGAGCCAACAAGGGUUCCCUGGAGCAUGGUGACCCUGGUCUGAUUCACUGGAUCGGUGAGGUGGCUUGGCGCGAGUUCUACAGACAUGUCCUUGUGCAUUGGCCAUUCAUUUGCAUGAACAAAUGCUUCAAACCCGAAUUUACCAACCUCGAAUGGGAGUACGAUGAGGACAAGUUCACCACCUGGUGCAAAGGGAAAACCGGGUUCCCCAUAGUGGACGCCGCCAUGCGACAGGUGAAACAUGACAAAUGGAUGCACAACCGGACGCGUAUGAUUGUUGCCUCUUUUCUCUCGAAGGAUCUGCUUAUCGACUGGCGUCGCGGCGAGCGAUACUUUAUGGAGACUCUCAUUGAUGGGGACUUUGCGUCCAACCACGGCGGGUGGGGAUUCGGGUCGAGUACAGGGGUGGAUCCCCAGCCAUACUUUCGAAUCUUCAAUCCACUCCGUCAGAGCGAACGGUUCGAUCCUGAUGGAGAGUAUAUACGAAAGUGGAUGCCCGAGCUGCGGGAUAUCAAAGGGGCGGCGAUACAUGACCCCUACGCACGAGGAGCGGCGGCCAUUGCAGAAAAGAAUGGAUAUCCACGUCCCGCGGUGGAUCACUCUAAGAGUAGAGGCCAGGCAUUGCACCGAUAUAAACGGGCGUGUGAGAAUGGACGAUGACGGUGGCUUAAAAUAAGCUCUUUUGCGUGUUAGU